This is a messenger RNA of Penicillium manginii, 699 nucleotides long. Its product is annotated as mitochondrial 37S ribosomal protein bS21m. The record is from RefSeq and is a predicted model, not a curated record. Gene Ontology annotation, cellular component: mitochondrial small ribosomal subunit; ribosome. Bases 1 to 699 code for a protein of 232 amino acids. The transcript has a single exon. Gene Ontology annotation, molecular function: structural constituent of ribosome. Gene Ontology annotation, biological process: mitochondrial translational initiation; translation. NCBI's taxonomy places the organism in Eukaryota, Fungi, Ascomycota, Eurotiomycetes, Eurotiales, Aspergillaceae.
AUGGAUACUCGCCUUUUGGCCCGUGGGCUCCGUGCCCGGCCAACACCGUGGUUGCUGAACCAACAACCUCUAUUCCAGCAAUCUUUCCUCACCAGCACUCUCCGAUACAACUCCUCAAGUACCUCCUCUCAACCACCCAAGCAAACUACCUCCGACUCUUCCGAAAAACCCACACAAAAAUCCUCUGCUUCAACCACCGCCGCCACUACUGCCGCCGCUCCCAAUCCCCAAGGAGCCAACAGCGCCUCAGACUUCGACGACAUCCUCAACAAGCUCGACCUAGGCAACCGCGGCACACAAUCCACAGAUGCCACCAACCGUGGUCGCGGUCGCCGCGGUCUCGCCGACUCUGUCUCCGAGAACGUCGCCUCCCUCAGCGCCAGCGCAGGCAAACACAACCAGGAACGCAUGGCGCAGCAACUCGCCUCGCGUAAAAUGGAAUUGAAGCUGGGACCAACCCUGGGCCGACAAAUCCACGUCGAGCCCGAGCGCGGCGUCGACCUCGCAGCUGCUAUCCGCAACUUGCAGAUCACCUGUUCCACCAACAAGAUCAAGGCGCAAUCGUUUGAACAGCGCUUCCACAAGCGCAAGGGUGCGGUGCGGAAGGAGCAGAAGCGGAUGCGGUGGAAGAAGCUUUUUAAGUUCUCAUUCCAGGAGACUGUUAAGAAGAUCCAGCGGAUGCAGGCGCAGGGUUGGUGA